Esox lucius (northern pike) is the source of this 2650-nucleotide messenger RNA. RefSeq names its product adrenoceptor alpha 2C (gene adra2c). Bases 395 to 1849 code for a protein of 484 amino acids. Gene Ontology annotation, molecular function: alpha2-adrenergic receptor activity. The record is from RefSeq and is a predicted model, not a curated record. NCBI's taxonomy places the organism in Eukaryota, Metazoa, Chordata, Actinopteri, Esociformes, Esocidae. Gene Ontology annotation, cellular component: membrane. The transcript is spliced from 3 exons. Gene Ontology annotation, biological process: regulation of smooth muscle contraction; regulation of vasoconstriction; platelet activation.
CCCUCACUAGCAGGACACUCUGUGGAGCAGCGGGCGAGCUCGAGGAAGGUACUGAUUCAAACACUGCCGGCAUGGAGCAGGGAGGACAUACGGUAGCCGCCGAGGGCGCGUUGAUGGAUGUAAUAGAUUUUCCGUUUGUGACUAAAUUAUGUCAAAUCUUAACUCAAGAUGACGGUUUGUCUUCAGAGUAUUUUUGAACUGAAUUUAAAAUUAAUCUCUAAUGAUAAGAGACAGACGAGUGAAAUAGUAGGAUGGAGAGUGAAGAGGGACGGUGUAGUUUUUAACAGUGUCCUCCAAAGACAAUGAAAUGAAAUACAACAAAUCCCUCAUGGGUGUGCGCUCGCGAUGGAUUUAGUUUGGGUUUUUUUUACGCCCAAGUGAUUGAGAAAUACAAAUGGAUUUCUUAAAUAUCUCCAGUGGUGGGAUAGAGGACAAUUGGAAUACCACCGACCCCACCAACUCCUCCAUGGUGACCGGGGGCAGUGGGUACUCUCUCCUCUCCAUAACAAGUCUGGCGAUAAUCGUUGGUUUUCUCAUUCUGUUUACCAUUGUGGGCAACGUUCUAGUGGUUAUCGCCGUUCUGACCAGCCGCGCUCUCAAACCGCCGCAGAACCUCUUCCUGGUCUCGCUCGCCAGCGCGGACAUCCUUGUAGCUACUCUCGUUAUGCCUUUUUCAUUAGCCAACGAACUCAUGGGCUACUGGUUCUUCGGCAAAGUUUGGUGCGACAUCUACCUGGCGUUGGACGUUCUCUUUUGCACCUCGUCCAUCGUUCACCUGUGCGCCAUUAGCCUCGACCGAUACUGGUCCAUCACCCAGGCGAUAGAAUACAACCAGAAGAGGACACCUAAACGGCUGAAAGGGAUGAUCGUGGUGGUGUGGCUGAUCUCGGCAGUUAUCUCCUUCCCGCCGUUGAUCUCCAUGGACCGGAGCAGCGGAGGGGAUAUCAGACCCCAGUGUCGACUUAACGAUGAGACCUGGUACAUUCUUUACUCCAGCAUAGGGUCCUUCUUCGCCCCAUGCGUGAUUAUGAUAUUAGUCUACAUCCGGAUCUACCAGGUUGCUAAGACGCGGACACGGACCAUGUCUGAGAAGAAGAGGGAGGUGGAGUGCGACGGAACUGCACCGCCAGACAACAACCGGGUAGAGCAGGGGGGCCAGGGAGGUGAGGGGUCGCUUCGGGAGAACGGCAGAGAUGGGGGGGCAGAACAGGAGAAUGGGCACUGCCAGCAGAAGACGAUUGUGCCCCCCGGGCCUUUACCCAAUGUGCCCAAACCCACGCCCGACCCCGACGACCCCGACGACUACGAGGACAGCAGCUCGUCGGAUGAAAAACACACAUCUACGAAAAGACACGUCUCCCCCUCCUCGUCCCACCCUCAUCAUCACCACCACCACCAUCACCAAGAUGACAAGACAGAUCCCAAGGACUCCAAGGAACCCAGGAAGUCCAUAGGAAGCAGGAAGAGCAGUUCCAUUCUGUCCAAAAACUCAGGAAGCAGGAAGUCUCGUUCCAGCUCCAAGUCCAUAGACCUGUUCUCGUCCCGUAGGAAACGUCGCAGCACCGUAAACAGGAAGAAGAUUACGGCGGCACGGGAGAAGAGGUUUACGUUCGUCUUGGCGGUGGUGAUGGGUGUCUUUGUCAUCUGCUGGUUUCCUUUCUUCUUCAGCUACAGCCUGUAUGGAGUGUGCCGGGCGCCGUGUGAGAUCCCUGAGACGCUGUUCAAGUUUUUCUUCUGGAUAGGUUACGUCAACAGCUCCCUCAACCCAGUCAUCUACACCAUCUUCAACCAGGACUUCAGACGAGCCUUCCAGAAGAUUCUGUGCAAGUCAUGGAAGAGGUCUUUCUGAAUGUGGAUAUGGACCCAUAUUUAUUUUGAUUUAUUAUAUAUCUUAUAGGACAGUCCACCACUUUUGACCAGAGCCCUGUCAUUCAGAAGAUAACCCCCAAGUCACUGAAGAUGUAUUGCUACGAGGAGGUAAAAUGGACCCUGACGCUUCGCUGAAGUCACAUGGACCCUGACGCUUCGUUGAAGUCAAAUGGACCCAGACACUCCAUUGAAGUCACAUAGACCCUGACAUUUCGUUUAAGUCGCACGGACACUGACGCUUCGUUGAAGUCACAUGGACCUAUUGGCAUUGAAGCCGAUACAGCAUUACAAUGUGUUUACCUGAAGUUGUGAAGAACCUUCCAGAGCAUUCAAUGUAAAUGAAUACACAGGUAACAGCCAUUACAAAGGAAUCGUGAAGCGUUUUAAAAAGGUAUCUUAAGCCAACUGAACAGCUACAAUGAGCCAUGGUAGAUAUUCUACAACAGUGCCUGGAAUUUAACUGGUGUGACGCCAAACUAUUUUGGUGGUCACCCGUCCCCAUGGUCACCCCCAGAAACGGCCAAAUUCCCCCCGAAAACACAAGGAAAACAGUGACCUCACCUUUUCUAAAAGUGACCUCACCCGGUCUCAGGCAGGUCAUCACCCUCCCAACCAGUGAGGUUAAACUGUGCACCAUGUCGUUUGGCGAGGGGCAUGCACCGCUCUCUACAUUGUAAUAGGCUGGAUUCAGAUGUCAGUCUUAUCUUGUCCUCUAAACCAGUGGUUCCCAACCAGGGGUACUAGGACCCCUGGGGGUACUUGGCCUCUCCACAGGGGGUAC